CGUCGGCCUGCGUAGUGGCAAAGAACGAUUAGUAAAAAAUCCCCAAGGGGGCGGUGAAGCGCUACGGCGGAGCGUCUGGUCCACGAGGUCGCGCGGUCCCUCGGUCUUGUGGAAAGCUCUCUCCGACGCCCACCUUGAAGGAUCCAUUAAAGGCAGUCGGAAAUAUCUACACCUUCGGGACCCACGCCGGCUCGCGGCUCCCAGCUCAACCGUCUGGGAAGAAGGCCUGCGCAUCCGACACUGGGUAACUGGAAAUGUAAACAAGAAUAAGUUGUUUGUUUCCUGAUGGCUUUUGGUAGAUACUGACACAUUGUUUAUGAUGGCAUCCGAGACUGAGAAGACCCAUACUUUACUCCAGUCUUGUAGCACUGAAUCUCUUAUUUCCAGCCUUGGUCUGGGAAUAUUUUGUCUAGUAGCUGACAGACUUCUUCAGUUUUCUAUAAUUCAGCAAAAUGACUGGGUUCGUGCCCUCUCAGAUAAUGCGGUACAUUGUGUGAUUGGCAUGUGGUCGUGGGCAAUAGUCAUUGGAGUCAAGAAGAAGACUGACUUUGGAGAAAUCGUUUUAGCUGGAUUUUUAGCAUCUGUUAUUGAUGUCGACCACUUUCUUCUAGCUGGAUCCCUAUCUUUACAGGCUGCUCUGACUCUUCCAAGAAGACCUUUCCUUCACUGUUCUACUGUGAUACCCGUUGUGGUUCUGACCCUGAAGUUUACUGUGCACUUUUUCAAGCUCAAAGACUUGUGGUGCUUUCUUCCCUGGAUGUUAUUUAUAUCCUGGACCUCACACCAUAUCCGAGAUGGAAUUCGUCACGGCUUGUGGAUAUGCCCAUUUGGAAAAACUUCUCCUUUGCCAUUCUGGCUUUAUGUAAUAAUUACAUCAUCUUUACCUCACAUCUGUUCAUUCGUUAUGUAUUUAACAGGGACCAGACGAGCGAUGUCUUCAAAACACGGAAUUCAUAUUGAUGUCUGAGGUAGCCAUAUGGCAGUCUUAGAGAAGCAACUGAUUCAGACAUCGAUGAGUAAGGGUAGCCAACAUUAACGUGAAUUUUUAAAAACAUAUUAGCUCUUUAUAUUAAUGAUUAUAAUUCCUGAAUCCUCUUGCUUAGGAGGCAUGUACAAUUUUUAAAAAUUUUAUAUAUUUUUUGUAAUUCUAUUUCUCUCUUCUAUAAUACUCUAGUGCAAUAUUAGAGUUUCAUUUAUUCCAUGAUAUAUUUUUAAUGUUUCUUCUGUUGGUCUGGCUUUACUAACAGCUCUAUUAGAUUAACAUCCAUUAAGUUUUCUGGGAGUAAACCUUUAAGGUAGUGCAUUUCCUGAUGAAAAACUGCUCACAUUUUAGGGGGACUAAUUUGUGGAAAGUUAGCAUUAUAUUUGGAUCCACAUUUUCCUGAGAUACUGAAACAGUGAAAUGGCCAAAAUAAAUGAGGUCAUGAAUAAGAUGUAUAGUGAACACGAACAUUUCUUGAUUUCACCUAAGUUGAUCCUGACUGAAGUUUAAUUUGCCAAGUGCCUUAGUGAGUUGUGGUUACUAGCAGAAUCUACUUUGUUACACUUCUGAGAAAUCACUAUAAUAUUCAUAAAAGACAGUAACUAACAUUAUGUCUGCUUAUUGUUUCAGAAAUCAGUUUAGGAAAUAAUUACUGUAAUAUGUUGGCUAUAGUAACAUCUUACUCAAGUAUUAUUUUUUGAGUAUCUUUGCCCAAAAAUUGAAUGUUAGGGUUUUAACUGCUUUGAAAAACAUAACUAUAUUUAACAAAAUAUUUGUUAAAAAUUAACGUGAACAAAAUAUUGAUACUUGGCUCAUAAACAUAGAAUUUGAAUUCACACAAAAAAGGACGUACCAGUAACGUCAUUUCAAAUGUAAAUUCCUGAAUGUGCGAUUAAAAUUGUUUUAGUUGUUAUCAAUUUGUUUACACACUAUUGUAAAGUAUUAUACCAGUUAAAUAAUUUUUUAAAAAUCUGCCUGAUAAAAAACAUAUUUUUUCAAAAUAAAGUAAUUUUAGGAAAUUUGCUUUUUCCUUUGUUCUUUCAGAUUGAUCUUCUGUUAAAAGUGAUUAACCUUUAUUAGAGAAGGAAAAUUUAGUCACUGUGAAUUUUGCAUUUGCACAGGUUAAUGUUACUUUGAUAUAAAGGUCAAUGCCCCAAAGGCAUCUGCUUUUUUUGGUAGGAUGUGUGUUAUCUGCUGUCUUCAGAUUGUCUUACAUAUUUGAUUUGUAAUGCUGGUGGUUGUGUGCCCUAUUCUCUGAGAAAUGAUGAAGCAAUGGCUUAUCCACAGCAGAUUUUUCUUACUUAUUAAGUUAAACAGAGUUCUGUAAAUUGUUAUAAAAUUUCAAGCUCUAAUUUGGUUUAGUUUCUCUUUUUGUUGUUAACCAAUUGGUCUCAUUCCAUUUUAUUUUAUAAUCUGCUAGAUCUUAUAAUCUGUUAGUAUCUUUCUAGAGCAAUUAUUGUGUAAAUUUGGUUGUUUUAAUAGUAAAUAUUAUAUAAGUGGGUAAAUUUGAUUAAGUUAGGGAUUUUUA
Messenger RNA from Equus quagga, 2510 nucleotides. RefSeq names its product transmembrane protein 267 (gene TMEM267). Bases 317 to 967 code for a protein of 216 amino acids. NCBI's taxonomy places the organism in Eukaryota, Metazoa, Chordata, Mammalia, Perissodactyla, Equidae. The record is from RefSeq and is a predicted model, not a curated record. The transcript has 3 exons.